AUAUUGUUGUUUGUCUUGCUGGUUUUUUUUCUACUUGAUCACAUCUCACUCCAGAUACAUUACUCUGCUGCGUGUUUCACUUAUAUUCAAUUGAUAAACCCUGAAAGUAAGAAAGAGAAGUAGAGAGAUGAAAAAAGCGGAGCUAAUAUUCAUUCCACUGCCGGAGACAGGCCACCUUUUAUCGACGAUCGAGUUCGGUAAGCGUUUAAUUGAUAUGGACUGUCGGAUUUCCAUGAUAACGAUCCUCUCCAUGAAACUCCCUUACGCUCCUCACGCCGACGCUUCCUUGGCGUCGCUCACAGCCUCGGAGCCUGGAAUCCGACUCAUCAGCCUCCCGGAGAUCCAAGAUCCACCUCCGAUCAAGCUUCUCGACACUUCCUCCGAGACUUACAUCCUCGACUUCGUCGAUAAAAACAUACCCUUUCUCAAAAAAACCAUCCGAGAUUUGGUCUCAUCGUCCGGAGAAGAAUCAAACCAUGUCGUCGGCUUGAUUCUUGAUUUCUUCUGCGUCGGUUUGAUCGACAUCGGUCGAGAAGUAAACCUUCCCUCGUAUAUCUUCAUGACUUCGAAUUUCGGUUUCUUGGGGUUUCUACAGUAUCUCCCGGAGCGAAAUCGUUUGCUUCCGUCUGGGUUCGACGAGACCUCCGGCGAGGAUGAGUUAACGAUCCCGGCGUUCGUGAACCGUGUUCCGGCCAAGGUUCUGCCGCCUGGUGUGUUGGACAAACUUUCAUACGUCACAUUGGUCAAAAUUGGCGAACGAUUAAACGAAGCCAAGGGUAUUUUGGUCAAUUCUUUCUCAGAGGUCGAGCCUCAUGCCGCUGAACAUUUUUCUCGAAGACGAGAUUAUCCUCGUGCGUAUCCUGUUGGGCCGGUACUCAACUUAACGGGCCGUAGUAAUCCUGGCCUAGUUUCGGCCCAGUACGAAGAGAUGAUGAAGUGGCUAGACGAGCAACCAGACUCUUCUGUUUUGUUCCUGUGUUUCGGGAGCAUGGGAGUCUUCCCUGCACCUCAGAUCAAAGAGAUAGCUCACGCCCUCGAGUUCGUCGGUUGCAGAUUCAUCUGGGCGAUCCGUACGAACAUGGCAGGAGACGGCGAUCCGCGCGAGCCGCUCCCAGAAGGAUUCGUCGACAGAACAAUGGGCCGUGGAAUUGUAUGCGGUUGGGCCCCGCAAGUAGAUAUCUUGGCCCACAAGGCAACAGGCGGCUUCGUAUCUCAUUGCGGGUGGAAUUCUAUACAAGAGAGUCUAUGGUACGGUGUACCACUUGCCACGUGGCCGAUGUAUGCGGAGCAACAGCUUAACGCAUUUGAGAUGGUGAAAGAGCUGGGCUUAGCCGUAGAGAUAAGGCUUGAUUACGUGGCGGAUGGUGAUAGGAUCACGUUAGAGAUCGUUUCAGCCAAUGAAAUCGCCACAGCCGUCCGAUCUUUGAUGGAUGGUAACAACCCAAUCAGGAAGAAGGUUACAGAGAUUUCGGCAGCCGCGAGGAAAGCUGUUAGCGACGGUGGAUCUUCGCUGGUGGCCACCAGAGAUUUUAUCAGAGAUAUUUUAGAGGAUCACUUUUGAUUAUUCUCUUUCGGAGCUAAACUUAAAAUGUAGAAUAAAUAAUGUUAUCAUUUUUAUCAUGUAUGAUGUUUCUUAUUAAUAACACUUCUACUCUUUAA
This is a messenger RNA of Eutrema salsugineum, 1659 nucleotides long. RefSeq names its product UDP-glycosyltransferase 71C5. The coding region runs from base 128 to 1561 and encodes 477 amino acids. The record is from RefSeq and is a predicted model, not a curated record. The transcript has a single exon. Lineage: Eukaryota; Viridiplantae; Streptophyta; Magnoliopsida; Brassicales; Brassicaceae. Gene Ontology annotation, molecular function: UDP-glycosyltransferase activity.